AGUGAGGGAGUUGCAUCCACCGGGAAAGACUGCCCAAACAACGGCGACACCCACUGCAUGGCAGGGACCUGCAACAUCGGUUUUUAUGUGGAUGGUAGCAGCGACUGCGUCGAGAAAGAGUGUACUUGCGAAAAUGGGGUGGGCAAGACGGGGACGCAGUGCCCGUCGCACGGAGCUCACGCUUGCGGAUCCUGCACAAACAACUUCAAGCUCAUGAACAGCAAAUGCAGCACAUGCCUUCCCGGAUUCAAUAACGCCGUGAACAGUGCCCUGUGUGCGGCAAACGUAUGCACUUGCGCCCACGGUGACGCCGCUACGGGCUCUGGGUGCGUUGCAGACGGCGCUGAAAUCUGUACCGCCUGUACCGAUUCAAACUGGGUUUUGGAUUUCACGAACACGUGCUUUUGCAGCGACGCCGCCGGCUUCCACGUGGAUGCCAGUAGCGGUGCCUGCGAGGUGAAAACUUGCACUUGCAGCACCGGCGGAACGGCAGCUACCGGCAAAGACUGCGUCACACAUGGCGCGGACCAGUGUCUAGCCGGCCACUGCGACAUCGGUUACUACUUUGACAGUAACGACAACCUGUGCAAAGAGAAGCAGUGUGAGUGCACGAAUGGUGUGGGCAAAACAGAAAAAGAGUGCCCGAAUCAUGGUGCUCACUAUUGCGCGUCCUGCACCGGCAAUUUCAAGUUGGCAAACAACAAGUGCGAGGCCUGCCUUUUUGGGUACCAUUUGGACGCUGGUGUGUGCGUGGAGAACCAGUGCACUUGUGACGAAGGGACCGGCGCGACCGGAACAGCAUGUGCCACCCACAAUGAGGCCCUUUGCGCGGCCUGCACAACUACCGGCUUCGAGUUGGUUUCCGGUGCCUGCGUAAAGAAUUGCGUCUGCCCCCAUGGUACUGCAGCGACUGGGGUAGACUGCCCGGGCAACGGCCA
Messenger RNA from Amoebophrya sp. A120, 938 nucleotides. NCBI's taxonomy places the organism in Eukaryota, Dinophyceae, Syndiniales, Amoebophryaceae. The record is from the annotation of a GenBank genome assembly.